CUGAAUGAAAUCUUGCAUCUGAAGCUUCUAACUGUAAAAGAUUAUUACAAUAAAGUUACAUGUUAUACCCAGUUGAAGUCAGAGAGUAUUUUUGUAGACACCCUGUAUAUAACCCUGUUUUACAGUUAGUACCAUAUGGAAAUGCUGUAUGUCAGCUUACCACUUUUACCUGACACAGAAUCCUGAGCACAAAAUGUUUUGGAGGAUUUGGCAAGAGCUGGUACUUCCUGAUAGUCUUGUGACUGAAGAUGCCCAAGGCCUCGUCAGGGCUCGAGAGGAGAACUAUGUCCACAUGAUUGACUUAAGUGUCUUCAACUACCUCAACAAAGGACACUGUGAAUUAGUAAGCCUUCCCAUCCAUGACUUUUCAUUUCCAUCUGGCUUUGCUUUCCAGCUGGGAUCACCAUUUGUUGAAGUCUUCUCUAGAGCGAUCAUCAACUUGUCAUCUGUAGGUCUGCUAAAGAAGUAUCAGAAAAUAUCGAUGUCAAGUGCUGUCACAGACACUUCCUGCGACAUAAGUGAGCUGGAGCCAGUCUCUCUUACUCAUGUGUGCACUUCCUUCCUCCUCCUCAUCUUGGGGAUCAUUGUCUCCUUACUCAUGCUGCUAGUGGAGAGGCGUGAUCGAGGCAACAGGACACUAGGAAACUUUAAUAACUUUGGAACUUCAGCAUACGCACAUCACGAAAAUGAGUUUACUUUUGACAAAUGUUGUUUGUUGUAGAAAUUUUGAUUAAACUCAAAUUUCACAAUGCAUAAAAUAUGGAAAUUAGAAUUAUUUGUUAGAUUAUUUAGUGACCCCAACACCUGAAAAUUUUCAAGAAUAUUCUGUGUUUGGGUUAUCUUAAUAUUCAAAAAAAUAUAAAUUUUCAUUCUUUAACCCUUUGACUGUCGCGGCCGUAUAUAUACGUCUUACAAGGUACCGUGUUUGACAUAUAUAUACUCAUAAAUUCUAGCGGCUUCAAAUCAAGCUGGAGAAAGCUUGUAGGCCCACAUGUGAGAGAAUGGGUCUGUGUGGUCAGUGUGCACCAUAUAAAAAAAAUCCUGGAGCACGCAGUGCAUAAUGAGAAAAAAAAAACUCCGACCGUUUUUUUUUUUUAAUUAAAAUGCCGACUUUGUGGUCUAUUUUCGUAUAGUAUUUAUGGUUGUAUUUUCGUUUUCUUGAUCUCAUUUGAUAGAAUGGAAAACAUGUUAUAGAAAUAGAGGUGAUUUUGAUUGAUUUUACUAUAAAAAGAACCUAGAAAUGGAGCUCAAAAUAAGGGAAAUGUUUGAUUUUUGCCAAUGUUCAAAAGUAAACAAAUGAUGCCAUUGUCCAAUAAAUGUCCAACUAGCCAUUCUAAUAUGCAGUCAUGAAUGGGUUGAUGUUAUUUAUACAAUUAUUACAGUAUUGCAGUAGUCUUCAUAAUAGUAAGUCUUCUAUUUUUUUUUUAAUAAAAAUUCAAAAUAGAAAGCAAGAGUAAUAUCAGAGGGGCCUGGAGACAUGACUGAUGAACAAAGAAAAUGUUAUUUUAGAGUCAGGAAUGUCUGCAUUGUUCAUUCUGGACCUUAUUUUGAAAUUGUCAUAUUUUUUAGUUUUCGUGAAAUUGGCCAAAUUGCAAAUUUCUGACCACAUUAUUAGGUAGUUGAAAUCGGUAAAUGGGCAGCUUCUUGUACUCAAUCGAUAGAAAAAAUGGAGUUCUAAAGAAAUAGCUAUGAGUUUGGGCGACUGGCACAACGGAAUUAGCCAAAAAUAGGGCUCAAAGUGGGCGAAAUCGCCGAUUUGUAAACAGCGCUGAGGUCGCUAACUUCGCGAGAGCAUAAUUCCCUCAGUUUUCCAUCAAAUUUCGUUUUUUUGGUGUCAUCACCAGGAGACACCUCAGGAUUGGGGGUUGCGACAGUCAAGGGGUUAAAAAUCAGACUUUUGGUAGUUAUCUGAAUUUUGGGAGCACAUUCGUUAUUGAAAUUUUCGGUUACUAACUAAAUAAUUACUUAAUGUAAUUAUUUAGUCAGAUUUUUCAAAACUUACAAAAGUUUCUAAAUCUUAAAAUUUGUUUAAUUUUUUAAAUUUGCUUUCUUUUUCAGAAUUUCCCCUUGUUAUUACAGUAUUAGGAAAGUGCUAAACCCAUAAUGAUAAUGAUGAUGAUAGACUUCAUUGCUACAAAAUAUGGUUUACAAUUGAUUCAGAAAAAUGUGAUACUGACUUGCUUUCUAGAAAGCCUCUGGUAUCUUGCCACACUCAACACCUUUGUUAACAAGGAGCUACUAAAAAUAUCUACUUGGAUGACAGCCAAUAAACUUACACUCAACACUGACAAAACCUUCUAUAUCAUGUUUGGUAACAGAGCUGGUGUUGUACAACUGAAUAUUAAGAUCGACAACACUCUUAUUGCUAAACAUAAUGAGGGCAAAUUCCUGGGCCUACACAUCAACAGCAACCUGAAAUUCAGCACCCAUAUCCAACACACAACAAAAAAAGUAUCUAAAACGGUCAAGAUCCUCUCCAAGAUAUGCUACUACGUGCCACAAUCGGCCCUUCUCAUAGUAUACUAUUCACUCGUCUAUCCCUACCUCACCUAUGCUAUUUGUGCUUGGGGAUCAACAGCAGCAACACACCUAAAGCCAAUAAUAACCCAGCAGAAAGCCGCAGUAAGAAUUAUCGCACAAUCCAAUACUAGGCAACAUCAUCCCCCCACACACACACUUUAAAGAUCUAAACUUACUGUACAGAACAUCCACACUUACUACUGUGCAACCUACAUUUACAAAACCAUAAAUUCUAGUAUUAACCCUGAGCUAAAACACUUUCUUGAUAGUUGUGACAGGACCCUCAGGCACAACACCAGGCACAAAAAUAUUUAACAUUCCCUGUGUCUGGCUAAACUUGUAUAAAAAUUCAUUGUACAUUAAAGGGCCUAAAAUCUGGAACUCCCUACCUGAAAACUCUAGAAUUGCAGACACAACCAUCACUUUCAAAACUACCAUUAAUAAACAUCUCCCUGACACACCCCACUGUCAGCUAGCUACAUGAAAACCACCUAUUCUCUUGUAUCAUGCACACAUGAAAAACAAACUAAACCUACUCUCUAUAUCUGUGAUUCCCCCCAAUUUACACUUACACUCGCCCAAAUGAUGGUAAAAAUAAAAUUUUGAAUAAAGCUAUUGCCUAACAAAUCUUAAACUUGUCAUAAGUUUGCCUGAGAUACUCCCAUAUAGGAGCUUUAAUAGAAACUGUGUAUCAUGCCAAGAUGAAACCAUUCUCAAUGCUAAAUUUACAAACUAACUUUAAUUUCAAUAUGCUCCAUAACCUGAAUCAAUAUAGUUAGAAUUAUUAUUAGUCUGCCCGAAAUGCCAAGUCAUGUUAGUGACCCUCUUUGUAAUUAAUAUUUUAUAGUAUGUAAACCACACAUUGUAAUCUUUACAGAGAAAUACCUCUUCAAGGGGGGCUCCUUGUUGUGGUGAAGAGGCUCUUGGUCUGAGGAAUCAGACCUGUCGGUCUCCUUCCUCAGACCGAACCUAAUUACCCCCCAAUCCCCCCCUCCCUAUCCCAUCCUCCCCUUUUUCCUUUCCUCCUCCUCCUCCCCACCCCUCCCUUUUGCUCUUCCUCUUUUUGGCCUUUGGGAUUUCUCCCACAGGCGCGCUAGUUCCUAGGUAGGGGAAAGGAUACCGGGGACCAUCCCAUUCCGUUGAGGUUCUUGGCGGUGGCGUAGUUUGCCGUGGAAUCUGGAUCGCCUGGGGAUGUUCCGAUCCCUCUCCGGUAUCCCGGAGUAGCUUUAGGUGUCUUUCGGGCGACGGGUGUAUCUCUGGAAGCCACCUUUCGGAUUCCGGGGGUGGUGGCCGAAGGAGGUAUGCUUUGUGGCGGAUAUCCGGCCGCCCUCUCUUUUGUCCACCGAGGUAGCUCGGCAGAUGUGAGGUUGCUAUCCCGGAUUGCUGGUUUACUGGCAUGAAGGGUAGGGUAUGGCACGGGUUCCAUGCUGCAUCUGUGCUACUAGUGGUGCUGAGGUCCUCUUGGGCGUGGAGGGAGAUUUCCGGCCCUUUCAUUCCUCCUGGGAACUAUUCCUCCCCGCUCCCCCCUUUUUUAUUCUUUUUUUUAUUUUUAUUUUCUUUUCUUUUUUUUCUUAAAAACAAAAAGCAAAGGAGUAACCUAACCAUGGAGAACCCAAUCCAUGAACCCACUACCCCCGGGCCCCUUCUUGAUACCGCACCCCAUUCUGACCCUCUUCGGACACUCCUGAUGCCCCUGUACCUCUUGCUGGUGCUGUUUCCUCACCCGCUUCAGGUACCGGGGCUUCGACUGACUCCUUCGAUUUGUUUGACCUCCGACUCUCCUUUGACUAUGCCUCCAGCCUCUCCCUCUAUGGUACGGCAAUUUUCGAAUCGCCAGCCCAUUUCACGCCGGACCAACUCCGGUCCUACUCCUAAAUGCCAACGUCAAUCUCCUGAUGAUGCUCCUUCGUUACCUUCCCAUUCUACUCGGAAAAGACCGACACGUCAUGCACUCCCUCUCCACGCUCGGUUUCGGACCACACAAUGGACUAAAUUCUUUACUUUAAGACCGACUUCUUCUUCUGCCUAUCUUUCUGACCAUAGUAUUGGCAAAGCGCUCCUGCGUCAUGUAGGUAGAGAUAUUUCAUUUCAUGCUCUCGAGCGGUACGCGCAUCGUCACUGUCCAGAAUGCUACCCAAGCUCAUGAUCUUGCUCUCC
Messenger RNA from Cherax quadricarinatus, 4677 nucleotides. The record is from RefSeq and is a predicted model, not a curated record. Lineage: Eukaryota; Metazoa; Arthropoda; Malacostraca; Decapoda; Parastacidae.